AUGGCCUCGGUGAUCGAUUUGCCAAACAGUCACAAGUGGUGUCCAAGCCUCGCUCGAAACUACCGCAACUACCGCAUACGUUGCGUUCUCGAUGUCGAGCGAUUUGUAGGACUCAACAUCGACAGCGGAGAGACACGGAUCACCAUGCCAAUGCGCAACGCCUGCUUGACGUAUGCACCAACGUCGAGCGCCUCGUGCGAUGCGGCUGCCGCGCUCAGAUCUUUGCUGCCCAGCUCAGUCAGCAUGUGCUCCAACAGCCGCUCCGCCAAGCACUCACAACUGUGA
Mycosarcoma maydis (corn smut) is the source of this 285-nucleotide messenger RNA. RefSeq lists its product as uncharacterized. NCBI's taxonomy places the organism in Eukaryota, Fungi, Basidiomycota, Ustilaginomycetes, Ustilaginales. The record is from RefSeq and is a predicted model, not a curated record. The transcript has a single exon. The coding region runs from base 1 to 285 and encodes 94 amino acids.